GGACCAUAUGGAUGUGAACAUUUCUGAAAGUCCGCGAGAAUGCGGCCACUGGGCCGCAACUUACCCAUAGAAAACCGCGAUAGUUCUCCGACCGUUCGUCUAAAAUUUGGCCAAAAUUAUUCCAAAUUUCUGCAAGCGGACCUCAAGAAAUCAGCGAACUAUUUUUCCGUGCCCACUUGCUCAAAAUUCGCAUGGCCGCCUGCUUCCGGCGAGAGAGAAAGUGUGUCGAAACCGCAGGGUACGCUUGUGCGUUUCGAAUUCGUCAGAAGUUUGCAUGUCCGCUGCGGUACUCCCCAUUUUACGCCGUUUACCUUCGUUGGAAGAACUCAUCGGAUGGUUUCAUGUUUAGUUUCAUAGCGAAUUUGACCGACUUAGAACCCGCUUUUCGACAUCCUUUACUUCCUCCUUCUGCUUUUCUGCGCAAAGAGACUCCACAGCAGUCUCAGGAAGAACCGAAAUACGACUUUGUAGACCCAUUGGGCGCAACAAUCGAGGAGGAACUGCCCGCAAAUGUUACUCGACUUGACUUGGAUGCUUUGGAGAAUAUACAGCCGAAAAAGGAGCAGAUCUUAGAUAACACUCUAGAGACUAAGAACAAGGAUGGGCCAGUAAGAGACGUUGAACUUGUGGAUUUUGAACCCUGGAGAUCGAAACGAGCUCAAAUCUUGAACGAACAUGAAGCCACAGACAAGAAGGGUGCAUACUCUACCUUCGGUUCGGCAUCUCCAGCAAAAUUCACAAUGAGCAGUAAAACGAGGCAUAGAUUGGAGGUGCUAGAAGACAUGUCUGGUCUACGCAAACUAUCCGACAUCUCGCAAAACGAGCUGAUUGUGCAUAUCAAUGACCUUCGUGAGAAGUUUCUUGCGGCUUGGGAAGACAAUCAAAGAGUCGAGUCUGUUCGGAUCAUGGUGGAGCUCUCACGAAUGUUAUCGGCUCCAACUACUCCAAACUUCUUUCCCGUUCAGUGGGUGCUUGUAACCGAUAUUUUGGAUUUAUUUGGAAAUCUCGUUUAUGAACGUUUGCUAACAAAAGCGAAUGAGGAAAGACAGGCGGCAGGCUAUUCUCUUUUAUCAAGCAACUUUGUAUCGAACGACAUACUGCCAGACACUGUAGAGGUUGCUCAGAACUGGUUUUGCAAAAUCGCCGACAUAAAAGAGGCUGUACCAAGAUUUUAUGUAGAAACCACGCUGAUAGGAUGUUUGCGUUUUCUGGACAGUAUAACUAUGCGUGUACAUCUUCUGCGAAUGGCCACGAUGGUGGAAUUGUUUUCUCAUCCGUUGUCAGCAGCAUAUGCUCGUGCCUAUAUUUGCAAAAUUGCAAUGAUUCUUGAGCCUACUGAUCGAGGGCCACAUUGGAAGGCGCUCAAUGACUGGAUGCAAGCAUCAAAGCCACCCACCGAGUAUGUCGCUCCAGCUCUUGAAUGGAUUGUUCAAUGCGUGUCUUACGGUGCCGCAACCAUCGAAGAUCUUGGUCCACUAUGGGAGUACUGUAAGCAGUCAGAACAACGUGGCAUGCUUCUCCAUGCUUUUGUGUUGUCAAUCCCGCUCAAGUACUUGCUCAAUCAUUGCCUGAAAGUGUGCGAAAUACUGGUUUUCCAACAACGCCCCGCUGAAGAUUUUGAAGUUUUCGGCAAGCGUUUACUGUCCGGUGAGACGCCAGAGGAAACACGUUUUGAGAUACUGCGGUUGGUGCUACCGUAUAUCUCCAAAUUUGAAGGUAGUGACUUUAUGAGAUGCUGUGUGGUGUGGAGCAGAUUUAUUAGCAGGUACUUUUCGGUGAAGGAAAUAUCAGAUCUGUGCGAAUUAACGUUUGUUAAGACAAGGAAAAGCAAGAAUCCAACUGACCAUUUUGCUGAACUAGUCAUCAUAGUGGAAAGCAUAAUGGAAUGUCGAAGCGAAGACCUCUCAACCGUGCUCAAACUGAAGCCUUUUGUUGACAUACUUGACUAUGUGAGAGAUGAACCAUAUGGGUCAAAAUGUGCAAGGUCUGUUCUAACGGCUAUCAUACAUGCGUUCCAAGUAGAGGCCGUUGACGAUUUGAUUAUCGUGGAUAGGAUAGUUGAGCAAUGCAGUCGCUUGUGUUUGUCGAUCCGUCCUGAUUCGAUCCAUGAUGAGGUGAAAAUCGUUGAUCGGAUUGUGUCGUCUGCACUGGAUCGACCAAUGAUAGCUGAAGAUCCGGAACGACAUCUGGCAUUUCUUGUUCGAGCUCGCUCGGUUCUCUACCAGAGUGAUGAUAUCAUUGCCCAUAUUCUUAUGCUAAUGAUUUCCUUUGCUUUGCAAUUUUACGAAAAUCGGCCUGCAUCCAAUAAAAAGGCUACAUUCAUGAGGGCACUUAUUUCUAAUCUGUUUAUAACCACACCCUCCAUCAAAGAUCCAGUCGUGCGAUUACAUUUUACUUUGCGAACAAUAUACUUGAGCCUUUUGGCAAACUCCCGACCCCAGACGGAAGCUCUUCUUCAUUAUUCCCUACAAACAUUGAACGAUCUCGAUGUUUCACCAGCUCAAUGCUUAUCAUUAUAUUCACAAUUUCUUGCUCUUCUUGUAUUUAUUCCGGACACGUCCAAGGAUAAACCAUUGCUCAUGUUUAAUGAAUUUGUUAAAGUUGUUCAGAGAAAGAAGUGGCCGCAGAAUAGUGAAGGUGUGCUUGGGGAUGUUUGGAUAAUUUGUUUGCGAUACCUCUGGGCGGUGUCUCGUCGAGAGUUUCCCGUGAAAUUCACCAAUGUACAAUCUAAUGAUGUUUUUCAUGGAUCAAGUGGAGAAUAUAGCACUGCCAUCAUGGCGAACCUUGAUUUCAUAAUGCAGCAACUACUUGCGUUAAUUGAAACUCAGUCACCUGCGAAACCAACCGUCGCACUCCAUCUUCUCGAAUUUGCGGUUCUAAAGUUGGAACUCCGAGGACCGGUUGUAAAACUCGUAUCCAAUCUCUUGAAACGCUGUGCCAAAAGCGGGCAAUUCGAAGUACGUGUGCGUUGUAUUAUUGAUGACCUGAUAAAGUUAUCCGAAGCGAACGAAGAAGUGAAGCAAGCUCUAGUCAAAUUGAAGCAAGGCAGCAGAAGCGCUAGCAUCGGCCACAAUUUCAAAUCAUUCAGAAUGUUCAGUGAUGAUGAGGACUUUGACACUUAUUUAUCUGACGUCGAUAGCUCUCCAGAAAAGAAUGUAACGAAGAAGAACGGGUUAGAAGAAAAACAGUUCCACGAACUGAUGGAAAGAUGCGAAGAAUUGAGAAAGAGAAUGAAUGAUGUAGAUGAACUUGCGCGGCAGGUGAAAUUUGCCAUGGAGCUGCAAAAGCAAAUGAGCGACUGUUAUUCAAAUCGCAUUACGUCGUUUCCUAUUGAGACGGGUAUGGAGCUGCGGUGUUUAGCAUCCGGCUCUCUGAUGCUUCUUUUUACGAUUUACAAUAAGACCUCAAAUGAUCUCAAGGGCUGGUCAAUCUCUGCUUCUUUGUCAACGGCAGUGGCUGAUACUGUCAAUACCUGUCCCUCCUUAUCGCAGAGCAUAGCUUUGCAGACGCUUGCAGCUGGUGAAGAAUUUUCUUCAGAGCUCUUCGUUGCCCAGCAGCACCUUCGAUUGCCGCUAGCAGUGCGCUUGAACCUGAUUAGGAGUUUCAACAUAGCCGGCGAAGAGAAAUUUAUUGUGAUUGAACUUGAUAGUGCAUAUUUGUCGCUGAGAGACUUGCUAUUUCCUGCACAGUCCCCUCCCCAGCAGGGUCAAGAUAAGAGUAAAGCUACAAUAAUUGGAGGCUUUUCACUGAGAAUUCCGUGUGCAUUGAUAGAUCUUUUAUCUGGCUGUCCUGAUGACAAUGACCCCGUCAAUGUUUUGCGGAUUAUUCUGCCUCGACAUCGUUUCUCUCUUGCUCCGGGUUGCUAUUCUAUUAGUGUCAUUUUGGUUGAGAAUCCAUUUGAUAAACAUUCACUCCAUAUAGAGAUUAUAAGGGAAAGCAAUAGUUUUGUUGUACAUGUUAACUUACGGGACGCUUCGUUACGAAGUCGUUUAAGGGAGUCACUACAAUUACAUAUUAUCCAUUUAUCGUUACGUGUAAAAAAGCGUCCUCCUAAUUCUGUAACUAUCGUAAAUGAUAGUCAUACUGUUGAUGAACUGUAUGAAAAUGUGAUAUCUUCGUUUCUGUGA
Molecule: messenger RNA, 4127 nt
Organism: Cylicocyclus nassatus
Lineage: Eukaryota; Metazoa; Nematoda; Chromadorea; Rhabditida; Strongylidae
Source: the annotation of a GenBank genome assembly